Molecule: messenger RNA, 690 nt
Organism: Giardia duodenalis
Lineage: Eukaryota; Fornicata; Diplomonadida; Hexamitidae
Product: EF-hand domain pair-containing protein
Exons: 1
Coding region: 1-690 (229 amino acids)
Molecular function (GO): calcium ion binding
Source: RefSeq, a predicted model, not a curated record
AUGCCGAAGGGCAAGAAGGGUAGCAAAGGUAAAAAGAAGCUAUCGCCAGACGAAAUUGCAGCACAGGAGAUUCAGCAAGAAAUCCAGCCCAUCUUCGAGCUCUACGAUGCAGAUCGGGAUGGCUUCUUGUCCAUCAAAGAGUUUCCUUACUUCAUGAAAGCUGUAUGCUCUCCGCUACCCCCAGAAUUGGAAGAGCGCGUCGAGUCUACGUUUACAGCAAUCGAUAUCGCCAUCGCUACAGAGUUUGUCAGAGAGGUCCGUGAAAACAUGCACAUAGCAGAUAGAAUGAAAGAGGAGUUCUUUUCUAUUUUGAACUUAUCGGAGGUGCGAACAGGCCCCAUUCAGGAGAUCAAGACUCUAAACUCUAUUCUCUGUGUAGGGGAGUUUAAAGUAUCUCCUAAAGAAAUAAAAUGGCUCCUCAAGCAUGUGCAGAAAAACAUGGCCCAAGACCUUCAGCGACAAAUGAUCGGGGAGGGAAAAAGCCAAGAAGAAAUCAAGGCGGCCAUGGACGCCGUCUACAAGAGCGACAAGACAGACAUCCGCGAGAUAAUUAAAGUGAUGAACUUCAGUAUUCAGACCGGCACGUGUCUUCUACCAGAGGAGGAAAAGGAGCGGAAGCGAAAGGAGGAGGCUGCAGCAAAGAAGAAAGCCGAAAGAGAAAAAGAACUGAAGGAACGACAAAAGAAAUAA